Auxenochlorella protothecoides is the source of this 1212-nucleotide messenger RNA. RefSeq lists its product as hypothetical. The record is from RefSeq and is a predicted model, not a curated record. Bases 1 to 1212 code for a protein of 403 amino acids. Gene Ontology annotation, molecular function: tocopherol cyclase activity. Lineage: Eukaryota; Viridiplantae; Chlorophyta; Trebouxiophyceae; Chlorellales; Chlorellaceae. The transcript is spliced from 3 exons.
AUGACCAGGCUUGCGGGGGUGCUCCUGCUCUGCGGACUCGCGGCUCUGGCUCCCACCCCCGCCCGGGCCUCGCUGUACGAUCCACAUGUCCCCACAAUGUACGAUCCCGCCUUCCGAACCUGGUUCGAGGGAUGGUAUGUCCGGAUCACGACCGCACAGCCAGAGGGCGAGGGAGGAGACGACGGGACGGGCCCGGUCCUGCCCUCCUCCCUGGGCCUCAUCGUGGGCACCAUGCCUCGCGGGAGGUUGGGCUGGAACAUCUCCCUGGCGAGCCUGCUGGUGCAGCAGGGCAGCCGGGCCCUACAGACCUUCGAGAGCACGGGUGUGCAGCUGUCGGUCACGGGGGCCGGUGGUCAAACCGUGGUGCGGGACCCCGAGCCCCACACCCCCCCGGACUUCUCGGUGGUGGCGGACGACGGUACCGCCCUGCUGCACAUGCGGGGGGAGCAGUGCGCCCUGCAUGUGACACUGGGUGGGCUGACCAUGGACGCACGCUGCACUGGCCCUCCCCUGCGCUGGGGCCCCAACGACGAGUCCCCGGAAGGCGGCAUCUCCGGCCUCCCAACCCAGCUGGUGGGCCUGCACUGGUUUGUCUACUCCCUGGGCACGCCUGUGGCCUGGUCCCUGCGCAACGACUCCAGCGGUGAGACCGUGACGGGCGCCGGCCUGGCGCACUUUGAGAAGAACUGGGGCGGCACCUUUCCGCCCGGCUGGGCCUGGGCCCAGGGCCUGGACCUGGCGCCGGGGCGGUUGGUUCCGGACGCCUGGCUGCUGGGCGUGCGCUCGCCAGGCGGGCGGGAGUGGGACUUCCGGCCCCAGGACCCCACCUCCUUCACAGCAGAGGCGGAUCCCUGCAACGCCACGCUGCGCCUCACCGCGCACUCGCCCUGGACGGGGCAGACGGCGGUGGUGACGGCGCGCGCCCCGCCAGGCCUGUUUGGGCACGUGACCUGCCCCAUGGCGGAGGGCUUCGAGCCGGGCACGGCGGUGGAGGCGUACCGAGCAAGCCUCACCGUUGAGCUGUACGAGGGCACGCCUGGGUGGUGGCGGGGGGACCGGGAGCUGGUGGAGGUGGUGGAGAUCGAGGGCGCCGCGCUCGAGUUCGGCGGCGACCGCAUGUGCGGGGCGGGGAUGGCCAGAGCGCGCGGUUCUGCUGCAGGGGGGGGGGAGGCCGAGGAGUCGGACGCGUCUUGGCACACGGCGACCCUCUGA